UUUCUCAGCGCUCUCUCACAUUAACUGUGUGACGGAGAACACUGAAUGCUUUUCUCCGUCUUUUCUCAGAUUGAUAAUGAUGUUAUUAACUCGAGUGUCUGAGUCAUUAGAGGACCGAUUUCAAACUCGGAGUUUCAUUAAUGUUCACCCGUUCGUUUUCCAAUCAUUUACGAGUAAUUAGUGAUUAAUUCUUAAUGUGGUUUUUCAAAUGUGAUCUUCAGCCGCGCUGCAGUAGAUUUAACAGCCCGCUGUAGUGAGAGAACAUUUUCAUUCCUCUGUGUGUGUUAGUCCUGGAGUGUUUGAUUGACAGUGAUGUUGACGUGUCUUUGUGUUUGAUUUGAGCGGUGAGGGUGACUGCACACUGAAUGUUGUGCUGUGAAUCCAUUGCUUCUCAAUCUGACGUGUCGUUUGCUGUCAAACCGAUUCGCUCUCUGCCGCCUUCCUGUUAGGCCAGCUCUGUGUCUGUGGUUUCUCUGGUGUGUAGAAGCUCUUCUAAUGUUUGAAGUGCUGUUGACAGAAGCUCUAUUGUGUCCAUAUUUCAUUCAGACUCUAUUUAGGAUCAAAUCAAUCUGUCACUAGCAUCACGUGUCAACAUGUACCAAGAACAUCAAUAUACAUAAACACGGUGUGCGUCAGUCACAAUGUGGUUCAUGAUCACUUAUUGGUCUUCUGAGAGCAAAAUCAAACAUUCAGUAAUUGAGAAUGCUGUUGGGUAUAUGCUGUCUAUUGUGAUACCAAGAAAUGUCUGUGUUUCACUUGAAAGAUUUGAAAGAUAGGAGAAAUAUCAGAGGAAACUAUGAGCUCUGCGGAGAUCAACAGCACAAUCUCUGCGUGUGAAUGAGAGGUUUGGAUGCGUUCAACAGAAAGAGAAACAGGUGCUGUUGACUGACGAGAGAGCGCGCGCGCGUAACCCAUCAUCAGAUGUGCUGCAUGUGACGUCACCCGCGCAUCCAGCCCGCCGUAUCCUUGGAGAAAUCGCUCCAUGGUGACCGGUUGCCAUAGAAAUGCUGGUUUUCUUCUAGGUUCCAGCGGAAUAACGGGGUGCGCGCUCGACGCGGCAUGUCCAUGGAGAAGCUUCUGUUUCUGUGCGGCGCGAGCGGCGAUCCGGCCACCGGGGUAAAUGUUGAGGACAACAGCGACAUGUUACCAAAAUCUAGACGAGCUCUUACCAUUCAAGAGAUCGCAGCGCUAGCUAGAUCUUCACUUCACGGUAUCUCCCAGGUGGUCAAGGAUCAUGUGACAAAACCCACAGCGAUGGCGCAGGGGCGUGUGGCACACCUGAUCGAGUGGAAGGGCUGGUGUAAACCCACCGACACGCCCAGCGCUCUGGAGUCGCACCUCACGUCGUACUCGCAUCUGUCUGAGGGCGAGCAGGAGGCGCGAUUUGCUGCAGGUGUGGCGGAGCAGUUUGCCAUCGCGGAGGCCAAACUUCGUGCCUGGUCUUCAGUGGACGGUGACGAAUCUAAUGACGAUUCUUACGAUGAGGAUUUUCUGCCUGCGAAUGAGCCGCUCACACAGAGUACAGAUCUGUCCUCGUACCCUCACUACCUGCGGGAUCUCAUACACACUCAGGUGUGUCAGAAUCGCCUGCGGGGUCGAGGCCUGUGCGAGGUGGAGAGUGGCGUCGGGGCCGACCUUUCACCUCCCGCGGGGUCGCCGGGGUCACCGUCGGACACGCUCUGCUCCAGCAUGUGCAGCCUGGACGAGAGACACCCGCUGCUGCGGGACCUCGGACGUCACCGGGACGCCCCCACCGCCGACCUCGCUGCCAAGAUCCUCGGCGCGCUUCAGGGAGGGGAGGAGCUGCUGCUGGCCCGCCUCCAGAGGGCGGGCCACAGACGAGGCCACUCCCCGUGUUGCUUGGCGACGUAUUCGGAGACUUUCGAAGACGAUGACGUGCCGUGUAAGGAUUGCGGAGGCGGUGUCUGCCUCCCUCCGGAAUAUUCCGCCCGCAGGAAGGUGUCGGACGUGACCUCGUCCGGCGUGGUGUCGCUUGACGAGGAAGACGCGGACGAAGAGGACGAGAGAGAAGAGCAGUGACCAAUCAUCUCUCAGUUUGACUCUGCAUGUUUGUUUUGGACUUUGCAUUUCGGUCUGGUUGCGGGCGCUCUUCGCUCUCUUUGAUCUCGUGUUUCUUGACCAGAUGGUGAAAAAUACAGAACGCAAUCUCAGACACAGCAUGGCCAGAUUUACACAGGAGGAAGAGAAGACUGAUGUGAACUCAUUAUCUCUGCAUGUCUUGCAAGUGCCGAAGUCUGAAUAUGAAGUCUUAAUCGUUUGGAUCUGGACUUCCAGUUGUUUCGCACGGUUUGUGGAUUUGUGUAAUCUUGCUCCCUAUAUGAUGUCACGCCCCAUUGCAUUCUGGGUCUCGAUGACAUGACGCCUGUUGCAUCUUUCGGGCAUGGCUUGCUGAAUACGGGAAUGCUGAAUGUUUCUAUGGUGACAGAGAGAACACAGAACACAGACCCGACUUUUCGUUCAGUUAUUACUAUUAUUAUUAUUAUUAACACGAUUACUGUUUCAACUCUUCACACUACACAAUGGAAUGUUUGAUUUUCUCUCGUUGUGUUUGGUGAAUCUCUCCAGAGCAUUAUUGUCCUAUAAGAUGAACACAAUGAUGUGUAGGAGUUGAUUCAGUGUUGUUGGACGGAUGUUUAAAACGAAGCUCGGUGUCCGUGGGCCUUUCUGAGAGUCGCUCUAUUUUUGUACUGUGUGUUUGUGUGUUUGUUUGUUUGUUUGUUUGUUUGUUUGUAGUGCUUCGUUCACUGGUUUAUUGCUUUAUUUCUCUAUUUCUGUCCAUGAAUUAUCACUGUGUGAUAUUGUCGACAUCAGGAAAAACAACGCUAAUGUGAAAACAAAUGCACCUUUUGCUUUCUUAUUUGUCUCUGGGGAGAGAGGAUGGUUUUAAUAUUGCCACUGUCAUCCGCUGUCAUUUUUCUCCUUGUGUUCUGUAAAUGUCAAGCACUCGCCCUCUCUCUCUCUCUCUCUCUCUCUCUAAGAGCCACUUUCCUUCUCCAGCGUUCUCUUGUUUCCAUGGAGAACCAUGAUUCAUAAAGUAAUUCUAGGUCUAGUCAAUCAAACAAUUUUGACAAUCCCCCCACACAAACACACACGUUAAUGUCCGUUUUUUUCCUGGACAGAAGUGCGGGUGUGUGUGUGGUGCGUGUGUUAGGAUUCGUUCACAUGCAAAUUCAAUUUAUUUUGUCGUUUACACGUUCUCACGUCAUUGUUUCAAAAACAAUCUUCAUCUAUGUCUGUACGAGAAAUUUGUGUGACAAACAAAGUGAAAAAGAAGUCAUCGUUCGCUGUUUCUUUAAUGCUUACUCAGGGUCAUGAAAUCCACCGUGAGCAUUAAAGUACACACGCACACACACACACGCAC
Triplophysa rosa is the source of this 3382-nucleotide messenger RNA. It is a transcript of the gene fam131ab, whose product is annotated as family with sequence similarity 131 member Ab. Bases 1060 to 2040 code for a protein of 326 amino acids. The transcript is spliced from 5 exons. The record is from RefSeq and is a predicted model, not a curated record. Lineage: Eukaryota; Metazoa; Chordata; Actinopteri; Cypriniformes; Nemacheilidae.